AUGGAGAAGAAACGUGCUCAUCAAUUUAGAAACCUACUGCAAGAGGGUUGUAUUUACACCAUCUCCAAUUUCAGUUGCGUUACAGUUGCGAAUUAUAGACCCGUGGGAAGAUUAGAGAAAAUCAGAUUGGAGGCAGCCAAGUGGUUGAGGAAGUAGAAGAAGGCGCCAUUGCUAUAAAGUAUCGUCUUUUUGAGUUUCAGUCUUAUGCUUAAGCUGAAAAUCAGUUGAACAAGAAUAUAGUUUACAUGUUUUUCAUAAAGCUGAGAGAUGAAAUCAUAAGGUAAUUAACAGGCUAUGUAUUCAUGAAACUCUUUCAUUUUUGGAUUUCUAUUGAAAAACUUGUGUCAUUUGCCUAAGUUAAAUUUGAAGUUUCUUGAUUAUCGAGUAGUUGGUUUAUAUUACCAUAGGGCUAAUAAAGAUAAUGUUAUGACUGAGGUUAUGAUAAAAAAAGGGAUCUAUGUUCCACUAUAUUGGCUUAGGUAAAGUCUGAAAGCAAGACAGUAGCAUUAUGUCUUGGAAGUUAAAACUGGUGAAAGUAAUAUUGGGUGACAGUGCUACUGUAUAUGGUGUAUCUGGCUUGGGAUGAACUAGAGAUACCACCUCGAGGAGCAAAAGAACCAUUUGUUCUGAUUUUGGAAAUUAAUUGAUUUUAAAUUUAGUCUAUGCCUUAUAAUGGUUGAUAGCAACUUAGAAAUAUUAUGUAUAUGAGUAGUGUAGCCAGUGAUAUAUUCAUUAUCAAGAACCCAGUUCUUAGAGACUGUCAUCAGAAGGUAAUUCUUGAACUCAAUUUGAAUAUUCUCCUAACUUUAAGUUAAUAGUUGUCACUGAUUUAGUUUUGAAGAAUGGAGUUAUCCUAAUUGAUUGAGUUUAAGUUUAAGAAAUCUGUCAAUGAAACAUAGAAAAGUUAAUUAGAGGAAAUUAGGUACUUUGUGUUAAAUAUUUUGCAUUAAUUUGGUUAAAUAAUUGUUGGCUUUUCUGAAUUUAAAGAGAAUGGAGUUGUAACACAAGUGUCUUCUAUUGACGAGUUAGUAGCUUAGGGGCAUGACUCAAGUAGCUGAGUUGUGGAAUGUGGAUUGGUAAUAGCUGGCAUAUACUUGAUAGUUUUGCUAGAUGAUAUCCAGUUAUCACUCAAUUAAUUCAGCAACAAUUCUACAGAAAAGGAGGGUAAGAUUAUAUGGCUUUCUGAUGUAUUAGGAGGGGUUUUAAUUUCUAGCUAUUACAAUCUUUUUAGGAUCAAACCUUCACAUGUGAGCUGGCAUGGUAUUAUUAUCUGGUCCAGUAGUAAAUUUCUACGCUAUGGCUUCAUCAUGUUAUAAGGUCUUCCUAGCUUCGUAAGGUACUCUUUUGGAUGUUUAAUGUUCUUUCUGUGGAAUAGUAGAGAACUGCAAGCAUUUUAGGUGCCUUUGUUUAAUGCAUACUGAUUGGGUAUUGCAUUUACCUAUCCAUGUGUAUUUGUGCUCAAUGUUUACCUGUGACUUAAUCUCAUUCAUGGUUUAGAGUUAAGUAUGGUUAUUUUUUAAUUAUAACAAUUGGUAUUUUUUAGUCAUGAUUCAUAUUUCUAUAUUCAUUACUCUAUAAAAACCUACCCUAUAAAAAUCUAAUAAUUGUAGCCUGUUCAAACUUGAGCAAUUACAAAGAUGAGUCAAAUACUACACCCACAGAGAGGUGUUACAGCUAGUUUAUACAAAAAGAUAAAGGGGUUAGAUUUUAAAUUUUAGGGACCAAGAAAGAGUUUUUUAAAGUAGAAGAAUUAAGGAUGGAUUUUUUU
Molecule: messenger RNA, 1768 nt
Organism: Rubroshorea leprosula
Lineage: Eukaryota; Viridiplantae; Streptophyta; Magnoliopsida; Malvales; Dipterocarpaceae
Source: the annotation of a GenBank genome assembly